CCAAAAAAAAAAACUUGUGCAGAUAAACACCAUCACUCAUUCACUUGGCUCCUCAGUGUGUCUCACUGCAACAUCAACCAACAUGCAUUGUCAACUUCUCAGAGCCUUAAAUAAAGCACCCCUCUGUCACACACACACUAAGCACAGCUCCGCCUCCACUUGCUCCUGAUCAAGCUCUCUUUCAGCUGGACCUGUCGCCGGCCAUGGAGGUAGCAGUAGAGUGCGCGAAGUGCGAGUGCUGCGGGCUGCGGGAGGACUGCACCCGGGACUACAUCCUCGGCGUGCGGGCGGCCUUCGGCGGGCGGUGGCUCUGCGGGCUCUGCUCGGAGGCGGUGCGGGACGAGGCGGCCAGGGGCAGGACGAAGCAGAGAGGCGGCUGUCAUGGCGGCGCAGCCGCAGCGGGGCUGGAGGAGGCGCUCAGGGACCACAUGGCCUUCUGCGGCAAGUGCAGGAGGAGCCCCGCGUUCCGCGUCGCCGACGGCAUGCGGCAGAUGCUGCAGAGGCGGUCCAAGUGAUGGCAUUGCAUGGCGUAUCAGCAAUUAGAUCCGCGCCAUCUAGCAGGUCUUGGAGAGGAAAUGAACAAGAUGAACAAGACAUUACCUGCAGUAAGCUAGCAUCAUGUGAAAAUGGCACGACAGCUUUGGUGUGUCAGUGAUCUCUGAAAAGUCGGGGUUCCUAGGUAUAAUAAGCUACAACGCUGCUACUUUUUAGUCAUCGGUGUAUCGCGCGUUAGUACCAUUGGUCUCUUAGGCUUGGAAGGCUCGUACAUUCUUCAAGCUACGACUGUUGCAAGAACGAAUGUACUAUAUGAUUUGCACGGCAGGAGAAAAUAACAGAUAUGUAGUGUCUGCUGCGAUGCAUAUUUCUUCAGUUAAACGAUGAAGCCGUGAGAUGAUU
Phragmites australis (common reed) is the source of this 897-nucleotide messenger RNA. RefSeq lists its product as uncharacterized. The transcript has a single exon. The coding region runs from base 204 to 515 and encodes 103 amino acids. The record is from RefSeq and is a predicted model, not a curated record. Lineage: Eukaryota; Viridiplantae; Streptophyta; Magnoliopsida; Poales; Poaceae.